This is a messenger RNA of Rhizophagus irregularis DAOM 181602=DAOM 197198, 1239 nucleotides long. RefSeq lists its product as uncharacterized. The record is from RefSeq and is a predicted model, not a curated record. NCBI's taxonomy places the organism in Eukaryota, Fungi, Glomeromycota, Glomeromycetes, Glomerales, Glomeraceae.
AUGUCCGAUAACACACAACAAACUAUUGAAUAUUAUAAAUCUGAACUUAUUAAAAAAGAUGAAAUUAUCAAAAAAUUAUCCGAAGAAGUUGAUAAAGACCAAUUAAAAGAAUUAAAGAUUCAAUAUCAAGAACUAAGUGAUAUUGUUUAUAAUUUAAAAACUGAGAAUGAAAAACUAAAAAUAGAAAAUGAGAAACUCUUAGAAGACUUAAAGAAGAAAGAAAUUAAAGUGGAAGAGAACGAGGAGAAAAAAGAAGUUACCGACGGCAGGAAUAACCAGCAAGAUUCUUUAUUAUCACAAGAAUCUAAACAAGAAAAAGUAGGAACAGCAGAAACAGCAGAAAUUGUGGCUGUUACACCAGCCUCUGAAGCGACUGAACCAGUAAUCCCUGAAGGAAUCAAGACAGGAAACCUUCAAAAACAAUCUCAAUUGCUUAAGACAUUUGAUCGACGUUAUUUUGUGCUCACUAAAGAUACAUUGUACUAUUAUAAAUCUAGUAAUGAUCCAUCAAAUGAAAAAUCUAUUGAUAUUUCAUCCGAUUGUAACGUCAAAAUAGUAGAAGGGACAACAUUCGAUCUUGAAGCUAAGUCAAGAACAUACACAUUAAUUGCUGAUUCGGUAGAAGAACGUGAUUCAUGGAUCAAAGAGCUUAAGGAGUGUAAUGUUAACGUUAUACCUUCUGGAAAGGAGAAAUCAACAUUUAAUAAGAAAAAUGAAGAAUCAACGAAACUUGAAAUACUUAAGAGUGAGAAUGAAAGUGAUAUUAAUAUUCAACAAAAACCCGUAUUCCCCGAAGGAGUUAAGACAGGAAACCUUCAUAAACAAUCUCAAUUGCUUAAAACGUUUAACCAACGUUAUUUUGUGCUCACUAAAGAUAAAUUGUAUUAUUACAGAUCUAGUAAUGAUCCAUCAACUCAAAAGUCAAUUGAUCUUUCAUCCAAUUGUAAAAUCAAAAUAGGUGAAAGUGCAAAAUUUGACCUUGAAACCAAGUCAAGAACAUAUAAAUUAAUUGCUGAUUCGGAAGAAGAUCGUGAUUCAUGGAUCAAAGAGCUUAAAAAGUGCAACAUUAUUGUUAUAUCUCUCGAAAAAGAGAAAUCAAUAUCAAUUAAUAAUAUUGAAGAAUCCGCAAAACUUGAAGCACCCAAGAGUGAAAAUGAAAAUGAAAAUGAUAUUGAUAUUCAACAAUCCGUUGACAAUACUGUUGAUAAAGCCACUGAUGUCGUUGAAGUUUCAGAAUAG